Molecule: messenger RNA, 1179 nt
Organism: Racocetra fulgida
Lineage: Eukaryota; Fungi; Glomeromycota; Glomeromycetes; Diversisporales; Gigasporaceae
Source: the annotation of a GenBank genome assembly
AUGUGUGGAAUUCUGUUUCGUUUACGACAAAGUUCGAGCUCGAAUGAUGGAAAUCAUUCAAAUUCAUUCCACAAAGAUUUAUGGAAUCAAUUAAUGACUAAAAAUACGCAACAUCAAUUUUCCGAAUCAUUAGAUAAUUUUGAAUUGGACUUUUUUGGUGCAGUGUUGCAUCUGCGUGGAAAAUCUGUUAUUAAACAACCUUUGAUAGAUAAUGAUCAAAAUGUUUUAUUAUGGAAUGGUGAAAUAUUUGAUGGUUUAGAGGUACCUUUUGGAGAAAAUGACACAAUAUGUUUAUCAACAACCUUGAAAGAUAGUGAAAAGAUUAGCGACAAGAUUAAUGAUAAUAAUGGUGUCCUUAAGGUUCUUCGAAUGAUUGAGGGAAGACGAUCGUUAUUAUGGCAUAUUCCCACCAGUGAAGAAGAUAACUUUUUUCUAACUUCUGUGGGUUGUAAGACACCACGUGGAUCAGAACAUGUUGAAGCUAUGUCUUAUUUUCAGGAAGUUCCUGCUGACGAAUCUGUUUCGAAUCCUUUUGUCCCAGUAAUAUCUUUAGAAAUGGAACAAGCCAUUAAUCAAAUGAUUGAUGUGUUGGGCGAUUCUGUGCGACGACGUGUUUUUGAUAUUCCACGGAUAGGGGGACAACAGGAUGCUAGUGUGGCGAUAUUGUUUUCUGGAGGAUUAGAUUGUAUUUGUCUUGCUGCGUUAGCAGAUAAAUAUAUUCCACAUGGAGAGCCUAUAGACUUAUUAAAUGUGAAAAGUGAUAAAAGUAAAUCGAUUUACGAUGUUCCUGAUAGAUUGACUGGUCGGCAAGGUGUUGAAGAAUUGAGAAUAUGGAAUUUUGUUGAAGUGGAUGUUCCUUAUGAACAAGUUUGUCAAUGUAAAGUUGAAAUUUUAGAAUUAAUGUCGCCAUCAGAUACAAUUAUGGAUCUGGAAAUGAUAAAAUUUGAAAGCAAGGCAAGAGUAAUACUCAUUGGAGUAGGUGCAGACGAGUUACUUGCUGGAUAUUCACGUCACCGUGAAGUGUUUAAAAAAGGCACGGGUGAAAAACUACUGUUGCGGCAUGUUGCAAGAAGAUUAGGGUUAAUCAAUGCUAGUAUGCUUUGGAAGAGAGCUAUACAAUUUGGGGCCAAAACUGCAAGGAUGACCAAUGAAAAGAAAGACAAAAAGGGGGAUAUGAAA